AUGCCUCCUGAUACCAAAGGGCUAAAGAGAACGCAUGAUGAGAUGAGCUCGGCAUCGCCUGCUAGAAAUCUGAUGGAGAUUCCGCAGGUGGCAUCUAAAGAAAACCUUGUCAAGCCCACUCCUAAAGCAGAGAAAGAACAAGGCUAUAGGCACGGGCCCGGAGAGUCCGUACAUAUUGUCGGCCCGGUUGCCGCAGCAGAUGCACAGGUUAUUGAACGGUACAGCGAACGGUCAAAUAACCACAGCCCAGACCGAAAGACGCCUUAUAACGUCUAUUCCAACGACCCGAGAAAACCUAUUCUAUACACUACUGUAUCGAGGCGACGGCAGGGCCUCAGGACGACCGGAACUCCCGGCGAAAAUCAGCGGGAGAUUAUCGAGCAGGUAUUAGGUCCGUUCAAACACGAUCUAGUCAAGAUAUUCCUUGACAAGAUCAAUGCUUCUUUCCCAAUAUUUGACGAAGAAGCGUUUUUGAGCGGGUAUGAGGCUGAAGACGACAGUGUCCCACCUGCAUUGUUGUGUCAGGUAUACGCUACAUCAUUAAUAUAUUGGAAUCAAUCGCCGGUUCUCGCACCACAUCCAAAACCUGAUGUCAGGUAUGCAGUUAACAUGGCCGUGGCUGCGCUCCAUGAAGAGUUUUCGGCUCCCGGGUUGUCGACUUUGACUGCGGCUUUGAUCGACCUAACGGGCAGGCCUAUCUUUUCUACUACGGGAAAUGCCAUUAACAGUGGCCGCACCGUGGCCCUUGCACACUGUUUAGGCCUUAAUCGAGAUCCAAGUAACUGGAAGCUCUCUCGUGCAGAGAAGAACCAGCGUAUUCGACUCUGGUGGGGGGUUGUCAUCCAUGACAAGUGGGCAAGUUACGGCCAUGGGGUACCGCCUCAUAUCUCGCGGAACCAGUAUGACGUUCCUCUUCCCACAAUCAGCGUCCUGGUACCGCAAGCGAAUCCCACACAGCAAAGAGUCAGAACUGCACAUUGCUAUAUUGCCUUGUGUCAGCUAACUGAGAUUCUUGGCGAUCUUCUUCCUUUGGUAUACGGGCUCCAACCGAGACCUUCGAAAGAGACAUCGAAAAUUCUCAGGAGAAUGAGAUCAGAUCUGGAUCGGUGGGAAGACUCUUUGCCGGACUGGCUAAAAGUGCCACAAGAUCAAGACACACCGUCAACCUCGGGAGCCAGCAGCAUGCAGCUCGCAUUUUUGGCUCUCAAAAUGCUUGUUUGUAGAGUUGAACUCCAAGAAGUUAACCCCUCAGACAACCCCAACACAGAGGCACGCCGAUACUUCCAAACGGAAUGUAGAAAGGCAGCGGAGGAAAUAGUUCAGUUCAUGCUCUCACUUAGGAAACCGCAGUAUCAGGAGUUUUGGAUGUCCUCAACCCUUCUUGUCCGCUCUGCGCUAGAGACAUCCGAUCCGGAGAUUGCUCGAUCCUGCCUUAACAAUGUCAGUAUCCUCCGUGGCGUUCUUGAAAAGGCCCGAUCUGAAAAUGACUGGGAUGUUGGCGACAUGUGUUUGGAUCACUGCGAGAAGAUUUUGAGCAAGCACACCACCGAGGAGGUCGUGCAAGCUUCGGAGCUUAAUCGAAACGCAACCAUAAAUCACCACGGUUCAGAUGCUCCUGAAACCGUCGUAAUGACACCGUAUGAUCGAGCAAACCACAAUGAUAUUGUUGACGAUAUGAUGUCCAUAUCUGGUACGUUUGGGACGAUGGAUGGCUUUCCUUUUGAUAUGACCGGAAUCUGGGAUGUAUCGGGCCUACAAGACCAGGAUACCAACUUCAUAAACAUGACGCCGUUGCCGUAG
Molecule: messenger RNA, 1800 nt
Organism: Trichophyton benhamiae CBS 112371
Lineage: Eukaryota; Fungi; Ascomycota; Eurotiomycetes; Onygenales; Arthrodermataceae
Exons: 5
Coding region: 1-1800 (599 amino acids)
Biological process (GO): DNA-templated transcription
Cellular component (GO): nucleus
Molecular function (GO): zinc ion binding; DNA binding
Source: RefSeq, a predicted model, not a curated record